GCGAGGGGGGGAUCGGGGCGUGACGGGAGGAAGAGAAACCCCCGGCGGCGCGAAGCGGAGGAGGGAGAGAUCACCGGAAUUCGGCGAUGUCGAAGCGGCAGGGACCCCCGAAGCACCAGAACAGCUACGCGUGGAAGCCGCACCUCGGCCAGAAGAUCAACGAGACCGAGCCUGGGGGCAGGUUCCGGCCGCUGUCGGAGAUCACCGGCGUCUGCCAGCGCUGCCGGGACCAAAUCGACUGGAAGCGCAGGUACGGCAAGUACAAGCAAAUUGUUGAGCCCGCAAAGUGCCAGAAGUGUGGGAAGCGAGCCGUCCGUCAGGCGUACCACAACGUCUGCAGAGAUUGCUCCAAGAAUCUCGGGAUAUGUGCCAAGUGCUGCACUCGUGUCAAUGACCUUGUUGGAAGGGACGCGAUUGAAGAGGAUAGUGAACGCAAGGCACUAGAAGAGGCUAUCAGAGGUGCUAGGGAAAGAGAAAGACGCACCCUUCUUCGCAUUAUGAACAAAAGCAAGGGUGAAGACAGUGGCCCAUCAGUCCCAAAGAUUGCUGACAGAAGUCGUGAAGGUGACAUAUUCCCUGCCGCAUCACUUGAUGAAUAUGCCGAACAAUCUAGAGAGCAAGAUGAUUCUGAUGAAGAAGCCGGAGACUUCGUAGAAGAUUAGGUUCUGAAUUACUGUAAAAGUUCUUUCUUGGAGUAAUGAGGUGAUGCUUUUGCGGUCCGUUGUCAGACGCUGUAGAAAUACUAUUGCGCCGUGUAAAAGUACUUCCUGUUGUUUUAUUCCAAAGCUUCAAAUUGGAGAUGUUUAAAUUUCUGUUUAAAUUUCUGUGUUACUGCUCUA
Messenger RNA from Setaria italica (foxtail millet), 839 nucleotides. RefSeq lists its product as uncharacterized. The coding region runs from base 87 to 662 and encodes 191 amino acids. The transcript has 8 exons. The record is from RefSeq and is a predicted model, not a curated record. Lineage: Eukaryota; Viridiplantae; Streptophyta; Magnoliopsida; Poales; Poaceae.